Messenger RNA from Drosophila guanche, 2983 nucleotides. RefSeq lists its product as uncharacterized. The coding region runs from base 488 to 2566 and encodes 692 amino acids. NCBI's taxonomy places the organism in Eukaryota, Metazoa, Arthropoda, Insecta, Diptera, Drosophilidae. The record is from RefSeq and is a predicted model, not a curated record. Gene Ontology annotation, cellular component: neuron projection membrane. Gene Ontology annotation, biological process: synapse organization. The transcript has 6 exons.
UUAUAUUGAUGCCACUGCAGCGCCAACAAAAGUUCACCACUCAACGGAACCGUAAACACUUAAAUAAAUAUAUAAAUCAAGCAAGAGAGAGAAAUACGAGAAGAACGAAACAAUGAAAAUGCAGGAAAAUUUUUGCAGGAAACGCACCGAAAAACUUGUGAAAAAGCCAUAAAAGAAAGUUGUAAUUCUUGGCCAUAAUACGAAAUAAAAUAAAAUCAUAUAAGAGCAAAGUGGAGCAGAAAGUAAAUAGGAAAUAGGAGAAACGGGGCUAGAGUGUCCAAGCCCCCAGUGUAUUAAUUCAAUAAACCUAUUUAUGUGAGACUUCGACUGGGAUUUCGGGGAGCGACGGCGAGAUAGAGAUUUCGCAGAGAAUGCGACAAAGUUUGCCAGCCAAGACGGCGCAGUGCAAUCAGCCCAGUCUGCUAAGGAGUCGACCGAGGAGUCAGAGAAGUCCAAGGAGCCAGAGCAGCAGGAGCAGCCAGAUUCGAUGCCGCAAACGAGUCCCAAUUGGAGGCAGGCGGACAAUGAGCGCACAAAAGGCUCUGUAAGUGUCAUUGCAGCCAGGAACUGUGCCACUGGGACUGCCACAGCCACAGCCACAGUCACAGCCACCGCCGACGCCACAGCCCCAGCUCGGCGAAGGACAGCCACGUUGACAACUGCAGAGAUGACAGUGAGGGCAGGAGACGUGGGCGGACCAUCUUCAGGCCAACGUCGCCAAUUUUUACGUGGCACCAGGACAGCAGCCCGGACAGCAUCUUGGCUGGAUCUCCUUCCAGCCCUUCUGGUGCUCGGCUUUGGGAUGCAGCUUGUCACCUGCAGCGAGGCAAAGCCGCAGCCACAGCCACAGCCACAGGCAAGCGUACAGCCAGGACCAGCAGUCAGGCAGGUACAGGCAGCGGCACAAACACAGACAGAGCUUAUGGCAGCCCCGAGAUCCACACUGCCAGAUAGGCCAAUGACAACACAAAACGAUCUAAUUACGACAGCCAGCAACUUGACGACAGCAAAAAAACAAACAGCAGAAACCGAGGCAGCCUCAACGAGCCCGAGCGAAGGGGAAACAAGCACGGCCGUAGCCCGGGGCGUGUCAUCAGCAGCAGCAGAAGGAGCAACGAUAGGAGCGACCAAGUCACCACAAAUUGGGCUAAAUACUCGGUACGCAGAAGAGCAAGCACUAGAGCAAAUAGAGAAAGCGCCACAGACAGCAAAUGCAGCCGCAGAAACAGCAACAACAGCAGCAGCAGCAGCAGCAGCAGCAUCAGAAGAGCGUACGACAGCGACCACAACAGCUGAAGCGACAGCAGCGAUGCUCAUAUCAACAAUUUAUCCAGCAUCAACGGAAACGGAUGGCCACAACUCCAUUGAAACGCUGCCAGCAGAGAACCAGAGCAAGGAAUUGGAAAACGCGGCAGUGGAAAGAGCAGAGCUGCCUGCUGAGGAUGAUGAAAAGAACUCGUUGCGGCCACUGUCGCUACCGCAUCCGGGUGGGGCUGAUUCAUUGACCAAGGGCUUCUCCAUACCCACCUUCCUGCCGCCGUUUCCCGUUUUCGCGGCAGCGGAUUUGCCAGCUUACCGCGCUGCAGCCGAUGCGGCGGCUGCUGCCGCGGCAGCCGUGGAAGAGGAAACAAAAGCAGCAGCAGCCGCAGCAGCUGCAGCAGCAUCAGCGGAGGCAGCGACAUUGUCGCCAGAGGAGCAGCGACGGCGAAUGUUUGAUGAGCAGCAUUCGUACUUGGCCGCCCACCGGGCGGCAGUCGACGGGGACGGGCAGCCAGUCCGACGGAACCUGACAAUGCCGGUGCUAAACAUCACCGCCCAAAUGGGGAAUCACGCCUACAUGCCAUGCCAGAUACAUCGCCUCUCCGACAAGCCCGUCUCGUGGGUGCGCAUGCGCGACAACCACAUUAUCAGUGUGGACGAGACUACCUUUAUAGCGGAUGAGCGUUUCCAGUCGAUCUUCCAGGAAGAACAUGACUACACCUGGUCGCUGCAGAUCAAGUACGUAGUGCCCGACGAUGCGGGCGGCUACGAGUGCCAAAUGGCCACCGAACCGAAGCUCAGUGCCAAAGUACAUUUGGAGAUAGUCACACCCAAGACUGAGCUGAUUGGGGAUCAGAGUCGCUUCGUUAAGGCCGGCAGCAAGGUGGCCCUGCACUGCAUCGUGCGGGGGACUCUGGAUCCACCGAAAUACAUCAUCUGGUUCCGGGGCCAGAAGAAGGUGAGCGAAAGCGAUGAGCGGACUGGGUGGUACACACAGCUCGAUCGCAAUAUCUUCGGGACAGUGGGUGAUAAUCAGAAUACGAUCGGUUCAUUAAUUAUACCGGUCGUGCGUAAAGAGGAUUCCGGCAAUUAUACGUGCCAGCCAUCAAACAGUGUCUCCGUCUCAGUGGACUUGCACGUCCUCAGCGGUGAAUAUUCCGCAUCGGCCAUCAUGUCAACGGCGUCGUGGACAAAGACAAGGACGAGCACCAGCGGGAGAAGCACGUCCCACUUGAUGCUUUGGAUGCUGGGACUCUUGGGACUCCUUGGGGCGCUGCAGGGACCGUUGCACACACCCCAGACGUGACUCGACUAUUGAAUAGACGGGACGCAUGGACGCACGGACACAUGGUUGAGGAUGCUGACUUGGAUGCUGCGGACAUUGCUGUCCAGCUUCCAAUUAUUUGUAAGCUUUUGCGCCAUCUGCAGUUACGUAAUUUAGGUUAGAGAUUAAUUAAAGGCGGCCUUGUAAAUAGCAGAGACGGCGGGAGAUGGAAGUAGGAUUCUAUGAUUAGGUUAAAUGUUACCAUAACUCUCAUGUCUGGGUGUCAAAUACUCGCACUCGUACUCCCCGUACUUCCCAUACAAUUCAAUCUACUGUACAUGAAUAUUUUAGUCAUAGAUACACGAGCGGAAUUUCGCCAUUUCAAGUUGUGAAAACGAAUCAAUAAUUAGAUUAUUGUCAGAAAAUGAUUAAAAUUCUAAAAACUUAACACAGAAAUCA